UGCCUUCAAGGCACGACUGCAGGACUUGGGGAGCCAAAGCUUUUCCAUGGCAUCUCUGCUGCAGGUAGCCAUAACACCAGACGGAGACAUGCAGCAGAGACCCCCCACAGUGCCCAAGCUGGCCUGGGUGAAGGAGGAGGAGAAGGAGGAAAGCCCUAGGGCUGCUCCAACACAGCAGCCUGAAGAGGUGCAGCAGGUGCAGCCCCUGCAGGAGGAUGCAGGCCAGGAGCGGACAGAAGAGCAGCUCCGUGCCCGUGGCCGCUUCCGCAGGGCAGCACAGCUGGUUUGCAGAUUCAUCAGGUACAUUUGGCAUGAAGAGGCCACUUUCAUGGCCACUGGGGACACGGAAAACUCGGACCUCUUCAAUGCCCAGACCAGCGCUGCCCUGCUGGAUAUGCUUGUGGAGAACAGUGUCUACAAAGCAAAGCAAGUGCCGGCCAUAGUCAGGUGCAUCCACCAGUGGCUCACGUCCAAUGUGUCUGCUGAGCACAGGCUGGACAAGACUCUGGUCCUGCUGACCGAGGCACACCCCACGGAUGUUGCAGUGACCCUGCUGCGCUCUGCCCCAGCCUGUGACAGAGCUGCUCGCACCAUGUGGAAGACACUCAUCUCCUCCAGAUGGACUAAGGAGCCGGUGCUGCAGAUCCUCUUCCGUGUGCUGGAAUACUGGCCAGCGCACAGGAGACGCACCUCUGAUGGGGAUGAGAGGGAUGUCUUUGCCCUGGCUGCAACUGUGGCACUCUGGGAGAUCCUCCAGCUGUCCCACUCCUGGUGCCCAGGGGGAGUGAAGGACAAUUUCCCGCGCCUCCUUCUGACUCUGCUCUUCCAAGUUUUCAUCAGCACAGAGGAGAUGUCAGAGGAGGUCGAGACCUUCUGGAGGCGAUGCCGGGAGCAGCGCAGCCUUCCCCCCAACCCCAACAGGUUUGCAGUGCAGACCGUUAAAGCCCUGCUGCGCCAGCUGCUGGAUGAGGACGUGUUGAUGGCGAUCGGUCGCAAGUGUGGCUGGGACAUGCUCCUCAAGGCUGACAGCCACCACUAUGCAGUGGGUCUGCUGGCCAGGGAGCUGUGCCGUGUAUCACGCUCCUUUGGUCGCAGCAUCGCCGUCAGCCUGCUCCCGCGGCUCAGCAGGGGAGAGCCCCUUUGGGAACUGCCUGCCCUGGCGUUCCUGGUGGAGGUGAGCCUGAUGGCGAGCGCUGCCUGGCCCAGCUGCCUCCCCCUCUCUGCCCUCUCACAGCCGCAGCCGCCCGGGACGGUGCCUGCACCCUGUGCUGCUGCCUGGGCCCAGCCCCGGGCGGGUCCGGGCUCCUGCCGGCCGGGCACCCUGUCACUGCUCCCUGCCUUUCAGGUCCUGCACUGCCUGAUCCCCAGACAAUGUGGGCCCAGCGUCCUGCAGAUUAUUUCCAGGCACCUGCGCAGUCAGUGCCCGGAGAGGCGUCGCCUGGCGCUCCGAGGCCUGGUGGUGCUCAGCAAGGCUCCCUCAAUGGCUAAGAGCAUCCGGAGCCUGAAUGAAAGCCUCCUGGAGCUACUGCAGGAUGCAGACACGGACGCGGUUGAGAUGACUCUCACUGUGUUCAUCAAUGUGCUGGGCUUGAAAAUCAUCCAAAUAUCCAGCCCAAUAGCCCUGAAGUUGCUUGAGGCGCUGCGGCCACUCUUUGACAACGAGCACAGCCAGCUGCAGCAGCUCUCCAUGCUCCUCUUCCGGGAGCUGAUGGAAGUGACAGAGAGGAGCAAGAGCCUAAAGCCACACGUGUACCUGAGUCUGGUGCCAUUCUACUUCAACUGGCACGAUGAGAACCAGCGUGUGGCAGAGGCCUCUCGGAGAGCACUGUUUGGUGCAGCCAGGUUCCUGAAGUGGUGGGAUCUUGAGAACUUGGUGACCAUGGAGCAGCCAUGGAGGUUUCCCGAGUGCCUGCUGGAAAAGGACAGGAGCCGAGUGGGCCAGUACGUGCGCCAGGCCCUGCCAUUCCUGGAGAGCCCAGUGGAGCCCCUGCGAAAGCUGGCCAUCAAGUUUCUGGGGAUCGCCACCAGGUCCAUGAAGCAGGAGCAGCCAGAGCUGCAGCUCAUCUCCCUUCAAGAUAUGACUGAUGACAGCCCUGCCGUCUCAAACCUGGCCAUUGAAACGCUCCACAUCAUCAGAGCUCCCGUAGUGGUGUGA
Messenger RNA from Pseudopipra pipra, 2155 nucleotides. Its product is annotated as maestro heat-like repeat-containing protein family member 6. The record is from RefSeq and is a predicted model, not a curated record. Gene Ontology annotation, cellular component: cytoplasm. Lineage: Eukaryota; Metazoa; Chordata; Aves; Passeriformes; Pipridae. The coding region runs from base 47 to 2155 and encodes 702 amino acids. The transcript is spliced from 15 exons.